Molecule: messenger RNA, 798 nt
Organism: Paramecium tetraurelia
Lineage: Eukaryota; Ciliophora; Oligohymenophorea; Peniculida; Parameciidae
Exons: 4
Source: RefSeq, a predicted model, not a curated record
AUGAAUGAUUAGAAACCGUAUUUAAUCUUGGAGCAUCCACAUGCACAAAACCCUGUCUUAAGUUUUAAACACAAAACCUUGUCUAACAACGACAAAAUUUGGAUUUCUCAUAUUAAGAUUAAGAAUCCUGUUGAGAAUAAUCAGAGUUUGGCAUUCAAGGUCAUGUCCACAGCUGCAGAACAAAUUAAAUCGUAUCCCUUCGUUGGAAUACUAAAGAUAGGUGAGAGCAAAACAAUCAAAUUGAUAACCAAGGAGCCCAUUUUUGAUAAGGCUGUUAAAGUCAGGAUAGUCUCAAUGAAUAUUGAUAAGCCUUAGGAAAUAAAGGACUAAUAUGAAAUAAUGGAUCAAUUUAAAUUGCUCAAGGAUUAGAUCAAAGACCUUCCCUCAAUCAUUCUCCAAGUAUCAGACUUUAUUCAAUCUGAAACAGUCUCUUAUAUUACUUUACCAAGCGACAGAAGAAUCCCCAUGUUUACUUCGCAUAUUUCAUAAAUGUAAAAUGGAGAAGGCACUCCUGCUUCGGCAGUUUUGAAAUCUAUGAUUAGUUAACGAAAACAAAAGGAUUCUAUGCAGAUAUCUUAAAACUUUUAAAUGGAAUAAACUAUAGUGAAUCUGUAGGAUCAGCAAUAAGCUCUUAUAAAUGAGACAAGAGAAUUGAACAAAUAGAUAGUUCUUUUUAAAGCAAAAUAGAACAUUCCAUUUGAAGAGGAGAAGGAUGAUCAAGUCAAAUUUACUAUGUUUCAAUUAAUUGUAAUAGCCUUCAUUAGUCUAUUGAUAGGGUUUUAUAUGCCUGAAUUUUGA